This is a messenger RNA of Oryzias melastigma (Indian medaka), 5016 nucleotides long. It is a transcript of the gene topbp1, whose product is annotated as DNA topoisomerase II binding protein 1. The coding region runs from base 430 to 4911 and encodes 1493 amino acids. Gene Ontology annotation, biological process: mitotic DNA replication checkpoint signaling; DNA replication initiation; mitotic G2 DNA damage checkpoint signaling. Lineage: Eukaryota; Metazoa; Chordata; Actinopteri; Beloniformes; Adrianichthyidae. The record is from RefSeq and is a predicted model, not a curated record. The transcript has 28 exons.
CUUGAUUCCACUCGGACGCAUUACGGAGUAACACCGGAAGUUACGCCGAAAGGCGCGAAUAAUGUCAACAAAUAACUGCAUUUCAUUUUGGCUGAGUUUUUCUUUUUAUUAGUAUUAAGCUGUGUAUUUAUGUCAAUGUAUUUAUUAUUUACUGGAAAAAGAGAGUGUUUAACACUAACUUUACGAAUGUAAAUUGAUACUUUAGUAUUUUUCAUUUUUUUACAAAGUCAUGACAAUUUGAAUGUUAGCUAACCCGAUGUGACGUUUUCUAUUUAGCUAGUUUUGACUUAGAAGUGAAAGUAUCACUCUAGCAAUUCCUUAAAACUUUUUAAAAGUUAUGUUAAAAUUACACUGGAAUCUUGAUUAAAUACUAUCUGUAUUGCAGCCUUUUUAGAGGACUAGUUUAAGCGGAUUUGUAGAAGACUCAACAUGUCCAAAGUGGAAAAGGAGCGCUUCAUUGUGAAGUUUGUGGAGAGUAAAAGAUCCAAUACAGAAUAUGCUGCUAAAGCCUAUGAGGCCAUUUUGGAGCUGCAGUCUGAGAAGUAUUUAAAGAAGGUUAAAGAGGAAGAUGUUUUAAAGAUGGAAGAGAAGGACAAGUCUCUGUUUGUUUUCAGCAGUUUUACAACUAAAGCAUUUCUGCACUGCAAGAAGCUUGGCUGCAGAAUCGUGAGCCCCUUGGUGGUGUUGUACUGCCUGCAGCAGCAGCGCUGCGUCCCAAAAGCAGAGAAGCCCGUCUAUAACAUGGCCAUGGCUGAUGUCACCAUUUCCUGCACCAGCCUGGAAAAAGCUGCACGAGUGGAUGUGAUGGAUCUAGUGCAGCUCAUGGGCGGACGGGCCUGUCUGGAUCUUAAUGUGUCCGUCACACAUUUAAUUGCAGGAGAGGUUGGAAGCAAAAAAUAUCUGGUGGCCGCCAACUUGGGUAAACCCAUCCUCUUACCCGCAUGGGUCAAAACCUGCUGGGAAAAGUCUCAGGAUUGUCUUUUUAGAUACACAGACUUGCCUCUGGAUGUAUAUUUGUGUCCGGUGCUGAUGGGCUGCACUGUUUGUGUGACGGGCCUGUCCAGCGCAGAACGCAAAGAGGUGCAGCGCGUCUGUGAACAGCACGGCGCCAAAUACACCGGCCAGCUCAAAAUGAAUGAGUGCACGCACCUCAUCGUCAGUGAACCAACAGGUCAGAAGUACGAGUGCGCUCGUAAGUGGAACGUGUACUGCGUGUCUCUGCAUUGGCUGUUCGACAGCAUAGACAAAGGUUUCUGUCAGGACGAGAGCCGGUACACGGUGGAGCGCCAGGCGUCACACACCAACCGACCGCACACCUCCACCCCCACUGGCAACGGAACGAAAGAAGACGGUCCUUCGCUUUUGGGCUUGAGCAACAUUUCUGUCAGCACCAGCGUGGCGGUUAACGACACGGCCUUCACCAUCAGCCGCCUGGAAACGGCGGACCCCAUCGAGGGUUUGGAUCUCACGGUUUGUCCUGCUGAGGAUUUACUGGACGGCUGUAAGCUGUAUUUGUGCGGUUUUCCACUGAAGAAGCUGGAGAAGCUGCGGCGUCUCGUCAACAAUGCCGGAGGUUUGCGUUUCAACCAACCGAGCGAGGAGCUCACACACGUGGUGAUGGGAGAGCUGGACCAGGAGCUCAACAAGUUUCUUCCUAAAGCAGUUUAUAGACCUCACGUCGUCACCGUGCAGUGGCUGCUGGACAGUUACUCCAGAGGCAGACUCCUCCCUGAAGCCGAGUACUUGCAUCCCGACUGUCUGCCUCCCGACUCUACACCUGUGCCCGCCGCUCACGUGGUGAAGCCUCGGCUUUCUGCCGGUCCACCUCUCUCCAGCCCCGUCACGCCCAAACAAAGCCGGCUGGAGGAGGACCUGCUCUCCCAGUACAUGGAUGAUGAUCCCACCGUGGUUGACAUGCCUCCACCAGCUGCUGAUUGCAGCAGCAGGAAGUCUGUCGCUGCAGAAGUUCACCCUCGGCCUCCCAGCCUCUCCAGAGGAGCGGAGCAGGACUCGACUCUGCAGGAAUUCUGCGGGACCGAACUGUUUUCUGGGAAGUCUUUUCUUUUCGUGGGCUUUGGCGGCGAGGCCGAGGCGCAGCUUUCCUCGCUGGCGAUUGAACACGGAGGAAAAGUGCUGGCUGGCCGCUCUCGCGUGGUGGCCGACUACGCCGUGGUUCCUCUGCUGGGAUGCUCGGUUGAGGCCACAGUAGACGAGGUGGUCACGGACACGUGGCUGGCCGUGUGCGUGGAGAAGGAGAGUGUUCUGGCGCCGUCCUCCAACCCGCUGUUCACGCCUGUGGCUGUGAGGGAGGGCUGCUUUCCUCUGGAGGGCUGCGUUCUCUCAGUCAGCCAGUUCAUCGGAGCAGAGAGGGAGUCUUUGAUCGAGCUGGCCAAGCAUGUCGGAGCCGAUGUCCAGGAUUACUUUGUGCGCUUUGCCAUUAAGAAGAAGGGCAUGGUGGCCAGCACUCAUCUGGUUUUGCAGAGUCCAGACGGCACAAAGUACCAGGCAGCAAAGAAGUGGGGCCUCCCGGCUGUGAGUAUGCUCUGGAUUCUGGAAUCGGCCCGAACGGGACAGAAGGCAGCAGAGGAGAAGUUUCUGGUUGAUCUGCCUCCUUCACCAGAGAGGGAGGACGAGAGCUUCGUUGGCGGUUCCCAGAAACCGGCUCCGGCGGCUCGUAACUCUCCAGAAAUCCCUCUGCCGGGUCCGCAGAGCGGAAAAGCUGUCACCCCUCUAGAUUUGGGUCGCUUUCAGAGCAAAGUGUUUCGCUCCGUUCUGGAUGAGAUGAAGCCCAAAGACGGGCUCGGCACUCCCAAAGAGAGCAGCAAAAGAAAGGAGGCGUCGCUGCAGCUGGACACGCCCUCCCGCUUCCUCAGCAGAGAUCAGCUCUUCCGGCCGUCCUUCAACGUCAAGGAUGCACUCGGAGCUUUGGAAACGCCAGCCGGGAGGUUGAAACCCGGCGAGAAGGCGGAGACUCCACUGACCGACGUCGUCAACAGGAAUCUGAAAGUAGCUUUGGCUAAUAGCUCAAGGAAUAAUAUCUCAGAAAUGGAAGCAGUUUCUGCAAGCCCCCAAUUGGGAAAAUGCACCAACGAGGAGAAGGAGCCACAGAAAGAAGCCGGACCGCUGGUGGGAGUUGUGGUCUGUGUGGGAAAGAAGCUGAGCAGAAUGCAGACUGAACUGAACGCCGUCGCCGCCUCGCUUGGAGCAGACUUCAGGUGGGCUUUUGACGACACGGUGACGCACUACAUCUACCAGGGCCGGGUGGGCGACAACAGCCGUGAAUACAAAGGAGCCAAGGAGAGGGGGGUGCAUGUGGUCUCUCAGUGCUGGCUGCAGGCCUGUGCUGAUGAGCAGAGGCGAGUUCCAGAGUCCCUGUUUCCUUUCACCUACAACCCUAAGAUGAGCCUCAACCUGAGCCAGGUUCCCAGCAGCUCCCAGAGAUCUCCACCUCUAACACGAACACAACGGAGAGACGCUGCUGCAGCCAAGCUGAGUUUUUCAGAAGAAGCUCCAGAUCUGCGCCGUGUGAGUGAUGGAAGCGUGGAGCCGGAAGAUCUCGAUCACUCAGAGAGGACAGAUACUCUGGAAAUGAGGGAGAACCUGCAGAAACAGCUGCAGGAGAUCAUGUCAGCCACCAAACUGACGACAGGCAGACGCACGUCCGUCAGGCUGGCGAGGAUGGGGUCAGGCGGCGCCGACUCGGGCCCCCACACACCUGAAGGGAGCCGAAUGGGACGGAGUGGAAGCAGGAGAACUCUGGAAGCGCUCAGAGUUUCCAGGGAAGCAGCUCUAGACGUGAACACGGAGCCGUCGCAGAGCGAGCAGAUCGUCUGGGACGACCCAACAGCCAGAGAGGAGAGGGCCAAGCUGGCGGAUAACCUGCAGUGGCCCGGCAGCCCCUCGCAGUACUUGGACCCCCUCGCGCCCCCUCCGCCCUCCACGGCAGAACCCGGACCACAGAUGAAGGACUCCAUGACCGACUCCGAGCUGGUGGAGAUGGCUGCCUGCGACGUUAUUGACCAGCACAUGGGGCAGAAGCUGAUUACCCCCCCGUCAGAGGAGGCAGACGACGACAUUCUCACGCCUAAAGCUCCCAGCAUCGCUUUUCCUCUCGCCAAACCUGCAGUAGCGCCCGAGCCUCCGAAAGAGGAGGAGAAGAAAGAGAAGCAGCCCCCCAGGUUUCAGAUGUCGUCCCUCAGCCCUCAGGAGCGCAUCGAUUACAGCCACCUCAUUGAGGAUCUGGGGGGCAUCGUUCUGGAAAAGCAGUCGUUUGACCCCAGCUGCUCCCACAUCAUCGUUGGGAGUCCUCUGCGUAACGAGAAGUAUCUGGCAGCGAUGGCAGCCGGGAAGUGGAUCCUGCACCGAUCCUACCUGGAGGCCUGUCGCUGCAUGGGCGGAUUCAUCCAGGAGGAGGACUUCGAGUGGGGCAGCAGCUCCAUCCUGGACGCGCUGCCGUCCAUCACCUCGCAGCAGCGCAAACUCGCAUCCGCUGCCAUGCGCUGGAGGAAAGCUCUGCAGGGAAGUAAAGAAAGUCAGGGAGCCUUCAGCGGAUGGACGGUCAUGCUAAACAUCGACCAGAGCAGAGAGUCCGGCUUCAGGCGGUUACUGCAGUCCGGCGGAGCCAUGGUCCUUCCCGGUCCGUCUCCUUCCCUGUACCGAGAGGCGACUCACCUGUUCGCAGAUUUCAGCCGGCUAAAGCCGGAAGACUUCAAAGUGGACGUAGCGGAGGCCAGGUCGCUCGGGGUCAAGUGUCUGAAGCCAGAGUACAUCGCAGAUUAUCUCAUGCAGGUGCCGACCCCCCCUGUGGAGCUGUACUUCCUGCCUGCAGCUGAAGACGCUCCCGACACGCCGUCACGUAAACGCAAAGCAGAACCAAACGCUUCCAGGCUGAAAAAGAGCCGCCUGAACUGAAAAUAUCACUUCAUAAAUACAAUUUCAACCACAUUAAAUUUCAUGUAAAUAAAACUUCACUUUUUUAAUGUACUAAAAGACAAUAAAAUGAAAGUAUCAGCUGUU